AUGUGGACGAAGCCUAUAGUAAUAAUUAAGUUUUUGUUUUACGGAACUGUCGUAGAAGCCGCCCCCUCCGUUCCAUCCGCUUGUUUAGCCACUCUGGACGGUGCCGUUAGUCCGAGCCGAGUAGACAUGCCUAACAUCAAGAUAUUUGCUGGUAGCUCUAACGUUGAUUUGGCUAAGAGGAUAACCGACCAUAUCGGCAUUAAGUUGGGACAUGUCAGCUCUAAGAAAUUUAGUAAUCAGGAAACAUGUGUUGAAGUUGCUGAGUCAGUUCGAGGUGAAGAUGUUUACAUUGUGCAGACUGGAAGUGGUGAAGUUAAUGACAACCUGAUGGAAUUGCUCAUAAUGAUUAACGCCUGUAAAAUUGCUUCGUCCUGUCGAGUCACUGCCGUAAUACCCUGCUUUCCUUAUGCUCGGCAAGACAAAAAGGACAAAUCCCGUGCACCGAUUUCCGCAAAACUUGUCGCAAACAUGUUAUCAGUUGCCGGUGCGGAUCAUAUCGUGACAAUGGAUCUCCAUGCCAGCCAAAUUCAGGGCUUUUUCGACAUACCUGUGGAUAAUCUCUACGCAGAGCCAGCCGUUAUUAAAUGGAUUCAAAAAAACAUUGAAGAUUGGCAAAACUGCUGUGUCGUCAGUCCUGAUGCUGGUGGUGCUAAGAGGCAAGGCGCUUUCUCUCAUUUCACAGAUUUUAUAGUGACCUCACUAGCCGACCAACUGAAUGUGGAGUUCGCUCUGAUUCACAAGGAGCGAAAACGUGCUAACGAAGUUGAUAGGAUGGUCCUUGUCGGUGACGUUAAAGGAAAGGUUGCCAUCCUUGUCGAUGACAUGGCUGAUACUUGUGGCACUAUAUGCACUGCUGCUGAUCGUUUGACUGAGGCCGGCGCCACUCGCAUUUAUGCAAUUUGUACUCAUGGUAUCUUCUCCGGUCCCGCUAUCGACCGAAUCAACAAGUCUUGCUUCGAGGCUGUUGUUGUCACCAACACAAUCGACCAGAAGGAGAACAUGAAAAAGUGCCCCAAGCUCUACUGCAUCGACAUUAGCACCGUACUGGCGGAGUCAAUUCGGCGAACACACAAUGGGGAAUCAGUAUCCUACCUCUUUAAUCACGUGCCCCUAUAA
This is a messenger RNA of Echinococcus granulosus, 1116 nucleotides long. Its product is annotated as Ribose-phosphate pyrophosphokinase. Gene Ontology annotation, molecular function: ribose phosphate diphosphokinase activity; magnesium ion binding. The transcript has 6 exons. NCBI's taxonomy places the organism in Eukaryota, Metazoa, Platyhelminthes, Cestoda, Cyclophyllidea, Taeniidae. Gene Ontology annotation, cellular component: cytoplasm; ribose phosphate diphosphokinase complex. The record is from RefSeq and is a predicted model, not a curated record. Gene Ontology annotation, biological process: purine nucleotide biosynthetic process; 5-phosphoribose 1-diphosphate biosynthetic process; ribonucleoside monophosphate biosynthetic process. Bases 1 to 1116 code for a protein of 371 amino acids.